Messenger RNA from Humulus lupulus (European hop), 1806 nucleotides. RefSeq lists its product as uncharacterized. The record is from RefSeq and is a predicted model, not a curated record. Lineage: Eukaryota; Viridiplantae; Streptophyta; Magnoliopsida; Rosales; Cannabaceae. The transcript is spliced from 3 exons. Bases 463 to 1503 code for a protein of 346 amino acids. Gene Ontology annotation, cellular component: cytoplasm.
AAACCAAUAAAUAAUCUCCAAAUGACAAAAUCAUGGAUUCCUGAGAGAGAAAGAAUCUCGUGGUCGUGGGAAUAUUUCCGAGAAACCUCCGAGAAACUAUUCUGAUGUACUCUUCAUUGCCUUUUCGAAUUUUAAUUCUUGCUAAUCGGUAAAUCCAUGAACUUUGCUUCAGAUCUCGAUGUUUCUUCUUGGACUAAACUUAGAUCUUUCUUUUUCUUUUCUUUAUAUUAAUCUACACUAGAUAUGAAUUAACUCCUCUAGAUAUGAUUUUAACUUCUCUUACCAAUCUGCCAAAAUUUUGUUCCCUUAUACGCUUUCUCUGAUAUGGGAAUUGGCUGAUAUUUGUUUUUCAACAUUGGGUCAGAAGUUUCAUGAUUCCCACUUAUCUGUUUGUGUAAAUCGUUAUCUGGGUAUGUUUGUUUUUCUUUCAUUUUUCGAAACAUUGGCUAAAUUUGUUGUAGAAUGAGCAAUUAUUCAUUUGGGUCUUCUGGAAGUCCUAAGUCUUUCAGUGCAUACCCAAGAGGUGAUUUUGAUCUAGAAUCUGGAACCAUCAAAAGAGUCCGCAAGUAUAAAAGUUCACCUUUACAUCCCGCAAGAAUGAUCAAAUCGAUUCGAAACCGCCUGCAUUAUUAUUUCAAGCUGCACCCCUUGUUAUGUUUUCUCAUCUCUUUGUCCCUUGGAGUCUCAGUUUUCUUAGUUUUAUCUCUGUAUGAGAGCCGUUACAAGUUGAUGAGUGGUUAUCAAAGUUAUAAUGUGGAACCACAUAAGUAUCCAUUUCCCAAGCUCCAAAAUUUAGUAAUGGUUGCUGGGCAUUCGAUUUAUACGAGCAAUGGCUGUGGAAAAGUUGAUGAGGAGAAUUCUUGGUUUUUGGAGCCUUAUCAGAAGAAUCCAGGUCAAGCUGCUACUUUUCUAGCUCAUAUAGAAGGGGGAAUUAAACUUGCAGCCAAAGAUGACAAUGCUUUACUUCUGUUUAGUGGUGGAGAAACUAGGAAAGAUGCUGGUCCAAGGAGUGAGGCACAGAGUUAUUGGGCUAUUGCUGAAUCAAAAGGAUGGUUUGGUAAAGGAGAAUAUAUUAAACAAAGGGCACUGACCGAAGAGCAUGCAAGGGACAGCUUUGAAAAUCUUCUCUUUAGUGUGUGCCGGUUCCGAGAACUAACAGGCACAUACCCUCAAAAUAUAACAGUGGUAAGCUAUGAUUUUAAGGCUGAGAGAUUUUCACAACUGCAUCGAUCUGCAUUAGGCUUUCCAGAAUCUAGGUUUUUCUUCUUGGGCACCCCAGCUACUUCAUCCGCAAGAGAAGCUGCUGAGAAAGGCGAGGCUCUGGUGCGGACUCAGUUCAAAGAAGACCCUUAUGGGUGUCGAGGUUCACUUCUUCACAAGAAAUUAGGACGCGAUCCUUUUCACAGAACAAUCCCUUAUCCUAACGGUUGUCCUGAGAUUGAAGGUCUUUUCAGAUACUGUGGAACAGAUCCUUAUCCAGCCUCCCUCCCAUGGACUCAGUAAAAUUUUACUUACCUUUGAUCCUUAACAACCUUAACAAAAACAAUAGUUUGGGAGUUUUGGAUUACUUAUUUGGGUUCAAAUCUUUAAAUGUAGAAGGAAUUAGAAACAUUGGUUAGAUGUAUCAUAUACCAAAACCACAAGAAUUAUUUGACUGUUAUGGCACUAUGAAAGGCUGGGGUAUGGUAAUUCACUUUUGUGUAAAUCAUAUACAGACACAGAAUGUUGCGCUAUGUAACCUGUUAUUCUUAUGUACAUUAAUAAUGCUGCUGUGUCAUAUUAAAUUUGAAAUUCAAGCACCUCUAA